GCCAGCAAGCGAGCGAGCGCCUAGAUACUUAUCGCGAGCGUGCGCGCGCGCGCGUCCUCGCGUCCCUUCGGUUCGAUGUUGCGCAGCGUCGUCGUCUUCGGCGGUGACGACGGUGACGACGACGACAACGACGACAACGACGACGACGACGACGACGACGACGACAAUGACGACGACGACGACGACCAUUGUCAUCGCCUGAUGGAGGAUACCGGUGUGUUCCUCGCGAUCGCCAGAUCCGCGUUUUAAUCUGCACGAGUGUAUAACGCCAAAAGUCGUCGAUGACGACGACGAUGACGAUGACGAUGACAGGAAGCGACCUGUCAGAGCACCCCGAGCGUUCGAAAGCGCCAUUCGCGCCAAGUAUUCCUCUUUUCCUUCUUUCUCGUUCCCGGAGACGAUCUCAUCUAGCGCGGAGCGAGUACGGCUUCGCGACUUCCGGGGUUUGUCGAGAGGAUUGAGAGAAGGCGAGACGACAGAAAGAGAAAGAGAGAGCGAAGCUCCAUUUCGAGACUCCGGAUUUUCAGCCGCCGUAGAUCUCCCGGCCACGGAGAUGCGCGUCGCCGCGAUCUCCGUCGUCGUCGUCGCGGUUGUAAACACGGCGCCGUUCUCGCGUGUCGGGAAUUGGAGUACGCGGCGAUCUCAGGUGAGAUCGCCACUACCUGUUCUCUCUCUCUCUCUCUCUCUCCCUCUUUCUCUCUCGCUCUCGCUCCACGCGGAGCACUAAGACGACGUACGCCAUACGUGCUGCUCGCUUGUUUGGUCGGUUGCUUGCUUGUUUGUUUGCACUUUUGGCUGUCAUCGCCCGUCGUGGUCGCGAGGGAGGGAGAGAGAGAUAGAGAUAGAGAUAGCGAUGGAGAAGAGAAAGAGGGAGGGGUGCGGCGGUGUCGAGCCCGCCCGUUUCCUCUCCUCAUGCGUGUCCGCGCGCGUCGCGUUGCGUCGCGUCGCAUCGUACCCGUCGGCGUGCUUCCGCGUGAAAUUCCGCGUUAACUAGAACGUCGACGUGUCGCGUUUCUCCUCCGGCCGCUAGUCGAUACUCCGCGCGCGUAGCUUCCGCUCCUCGUCCCGGCGCCGAACGCCGAUCACGCAGCAGCAACAGCAGCUGCUGCGCGCGUCACGCCAGAUCUGUCAUAUUUCGCGGAUCGACACACAUCGCGAACAACCUCCCUCCCUUCCCCCUUCCUCCUUCCUCCUUCCUCGCACGUCUGCCAGAAAUCCGAAGAUCCUCGCGCUGCUCGCGAGGUUCAUCGUCGUCAUCGGAGCUACGGGAGAGAGGGGCGGGGGAGGGAGGGAGGACAAUUGAACUAUGCGGGGACACCACCUGCGGUUUCGUUCCUUCCUCUGCGUCUAUCCGGAAGAUGCGCUCGCGGGAGAUGUGCUUUCGAGAUUGAGCUCGGCUUCGACCGGUGGUACGGAGGGGUCUAGUCCUGCCUCUAGCCCUGCCUCGGCCGCGAGUCUUACGAUGGCUGCGCCGAAAUUCGGUACGCUGGUACCGAACCGUGUUUUCGUAGGUGGCAUUUCGGCUAGCACCAGCGAAGCGGAGCUAGCUCAGGUUUUCUCGGCCUUCGGCAAUGUCAAGGCCACGAAAAUCAUAUCGGACCGCGCCGGCGUGUCGAAGGGCUACGGCUUCGUUACCUUCGAAACGGAGGAGGAGGCUAAGCGGCUUCAGCAAGAGUCUGUUCAGCCCAUUGUCUUGAGAGAGAGGAAGCUCAACAUAGCGCCCGCGAUCAAGAAGCAACCCUUCUCUAGAUCCUUUGACGGUAGUACCGGUUCGCCUCCUUCCGUGCCUACAAGUACUUACUACUACGCGAACGGUAUGGGUCUCGCUUAUCAGAAUGGCAUGACAUUCUAUAACACGGCAGCUGCCGCACCAGCGACUUCCAUCGCUCCUCCUACGGAUCCAGGAACGAUUUAUCAAGCCACAGGAGUGUUUGGCCCUCAAGCCGCUACUGGACAUCAAACGUUCGCUCCUGUGAUGUAUCCAUGUCCGGCCCCAUCGCUAUAUAUGCCACAGCAAUACCAGUAUUCUCCUAUGCCGUACGAACCGUACUACGCAGGAGCAGCCGCCGGGGCACCCCAGUAUUUGUACGCUACUACCGGCAGUUCGCCGAGCAAUACGAACGGUGGUGGAGGUGGCAACAGUUCCGGCAGCAGCGGCAAUAACGGUACAGGAGCUACCAGCCCGCCGACGGGCCCACCGCCACCUCUCCCACCACCGCAUCCGACGCACUUUUACGCUCCUGCUGCGCCGGCUCCGCAUCAUCAUCCACCUGUACCAACGGGACCUCCUCCCCCGGCACAGAUGGAUCAUCUGUACUAUCCUUUUGCAACUGGCCCGCAUCCCGCGCCUCCGCCGCACGCGCCUAUGGGACUGACCGAGCAGCAGCUGUUGCUGUACACCACGGACGCUACUUCGUGCCAGCAAACCUCCGCGUCUGACAGUCAGGCUGCUCCGCAGGAGGAUUCACGUCCGACGCCAAGCCACUCGGAGCAAUCGCACAACGAAGUGCAACAGGCUACUUCAGGCUCACCGGCAACACCGCUGCUGCCCCUAAUGCCCGUCAAAUUUCCCGUGUCCGGUCGUUAUCACGCUAAUUACCAUCCGAUCGCGAUACACACGGCGCACGGCGCGCAAAACGACAGCGAGGACUGCGCCGCCAGUCCGAUGCACUGUCGCAUCCUCUAUCAUCCGACCGUGUACAUUCCGCACACACAUCCGCUGCCGCCGUACACGCAUCACAACGCGUCCGGUACCGCUAGUCUCCUGCCGACACCGUUCUCGGCUUCGCCACAUCAGUCCGGUUACGACAACAGCAACGCGAAGACGUACGGUCACAAUUCCAGAGACUGCAACAAGUACAUGGGCGGUCAGGGUAACAGUUUACGCGGUCAGGGGGGUCAGAAUCACGGCUACUCGUUGGCACACCAAAACACGUACGCCAAGUCGCAGAACACAUACGGCGGUUCGCAGUCAUACAACAGCAAGUGUAGCGGAAACGCGGCGGACGGGUCGCACAAAUAUCCGACGAUAGCGGUGUCGUCGCGAUUGCCGGUACAGUACAAUAGGAGAACGGCUGGAUCGAACGUGGGCUCGUCGGCGAUCCUCAGGUCCGGCGGCGGCUAUGUCUCGAAUCAGAUUGCGCACAAGGUCAAUCAUACUACGGCGUCCAAUUAUUCGUACACGACGAACGGACGCGCGAGGCACUACAGCGACGAUCAGUAUUAUGAGAUCAACAAACCGUCAAUGGCCGGUGGUUACGGCUCGGGUCGUAAAAACUGCCUCUCGAAUAAUAAUAAUAAUAAUAACAACAACAACAACAACAACAACUACAGAGGAAGUGCCGCUCGGUUGGAUGUGCACGGAAAUGACAACAGUCGGCCUAACAACGACACGGCUCAGGCGGACAGCGCCGUCGUCGUUACGAGUACCUCGACGACGUUGUCCUCUCGCCUGUCUCCAUGCGAGCAAAUAAACGCGGACGCGUCCAACACUCAGGAGAAGCCGGCGAGCCCACCGCCAGCCCCGUACUCACCCAUGACACGGCCUCUUCCAACUCUCUCCCCACCCACUUCCCAGGUCCAGUUUUACGCUCCGGCUCAGAAUCGUUAUCAACCAUCCUCCAUGCCCCUGUCCCAAACACAAUCGCAGCAGCAGCAACAGCCCACCGGUAAUCAGCGCAGCCGGUACUCCGUCGGCCAGACGCUAUCGUCCGCCAACCGGAAGCCGUCCGACAAGUAUUCAAGCACCACCAGCUCGCAGACGAUGCUGCGGCAGUCCAAAUUUAAAGUGAACGGUAUAAUGCAGACCACAGCCACGGCGGUGGCGAACAAACUCGCUGACGACAGUCUGGGAGGCGCCGGGGAUGGUCCUGGCAGGCUACCGAUAACGCCACCUGGUACACCGCGGACGACUGGCCAUCCAGCAGCUGGUGAUCAGAAUCAACUGGGCGACACGUGCCAUCAGAUGCAGGCGCUGACUCUGUAGACGCUUCCUACUCUCCUUUCUUUGUUCUUUUUGCCCUCUUUGUUGUCUUCGUAAUAAGAGUAAAUAUUUAUCUUAUAAGAGUCGAGAGAAACCACGCGCGACCUAAGACGACGGCUGCAAACUGUGAAGAACAGUGCGGAAAAAUACAUACGCAACAUACAUACACACUCAUAUAUACAUACAUAUAUAUAUAUAUAUACAUAUAUAUGUACACAUAUAUAUACAUACAUAUAUAUAUAUAUAUACAUAUAUAUGUACACAUACAUCUACAUGCUACGGUAUAAUUUCUCUGGUGAUCUCAGACUCGACAUGCUAAAGACAUUCUAUAAGAAAUGAUAUCUUUCCCAGUUUGAUCGUCACGAUUUGCUGAUCGAUCUGAGCGGGAUCCAAAUGAAGGAUCGUUAUAUGAGCAUGUGUGCAAAGAAUGAUAUAUUAUUAAUUAUAUAUGUGGAGAGGGAAAGAAAGAGGCAGAUGUAUCUGGAAUGAAACUAACUGUUCUAGAUUUAUCCGCCUCUCCGUACUGUAGCAGAGAGUUAACAAAGAUAAAACUUCUAUCUUAACGCAUACAUACGAAAAACACCCACAUACAUACACACAUACACACAUAUAUAUAUAUAUAAGUACGAUACGUCAUUUACAUAUAUAUAUAUAUCUACGUUAUAUAAUAUACAUAUAUAUAUAUAUAUAUAUACAUAUAUAUAUAUCUAUUACAAUAUAUCCGAUGUUAUAUGCGUGAUAGGCUCGACAAACCAUGAAUCUCGCGAGCAAGGCUAGAUUAGUUAGCAAAAGAUAGAACCGAGAGAAAAAAAGGAGAAAAUAACGUUGUUAUCGUACAAAGACGAUGUGUUGUCAUGUGUUCAAAAACAAAAAAAAAGGUGAAAAACAAAGCAGAAGGGUAACAGGGAGGCGAGAUAGGGUUGAUUUCAUAAACGGUUGCUCAAGGCACUGCCACAUCUCCAUGAUUUUUCGUUUUCCAUCCCCAUGGAUCACAACACGGGGGUAUCCGUACUUAUAGUUUCUCUCUCUCGUUAGAGUAACCGUGCAUCUAUAUAUUUCAUCGCGUGUUUCAAACGUAGAGCGGACUAACAACCCGUUUUGUUAUGCCUUUCGUUGACAAAUUUUCACGCUAAACGUUGUACAUGUUGUAGCUGUUAAAUACCGAGAGAAAAAAAAUAACCGAGACCCACAAACGAAAGAUGAGACGCCCCGUAUACCCAAGUGAAAAUAAGAUAAGAUAUUAAAAGAAGAGAGAAAUAAUAAUAAUGAAUUAAAAAAAAUGUGUCGGCUGUGAGCUUCCAAGCAAAUAACAAUAAUUAAAUUAUUAUAAUAUUAAAGGUUAAAUAAUAUUCUACCUAAUUGUUACAAAGGUGGAUUUCUUUUACCUGUAAAUGUGAAACAAAUUUGUUAUCUCGUAUCUCGCAUACCGUAGCUAUGAUUGUCCAUUCGAGAGAGAAAGGAAGAGAGAGAGAGAAAGAGAGAGAGAGAAAGAGAGUAAGAAAGACAAAUAAAAUUUGUAGCGCCGUCAUGUGAAUGUCGUGACGCGUGUUAUUUGAGGAUUUCGAUGACACCCGAACGUGUCGGCACGUAGCUAAUUGUAAGAUGCGAACGCGACAGAGACAAGGCCUAGGAGAAGGCGUAGAGAUAAUAUCUGAGAGUGACCUGUUAUAACACAAGGAGAUUAAUUUAUUGAAGAGGAAAAAAAAAGAAAAGCAAGAGUGCCUUCUAUUUGUUUUCGUGAUUGUAUUGUUGAACAUUUGUUGCGUUACGUUCUCCGAGAGCCUCUAAUGUUGUUAUAAGAAAAAAAAGAGAUGUUUGAAGAAUGUUGUUCCUCUAUUUAUUUAUUGAUUUAUGGGCACGUGUGAUGCUAGUGCGCCCAAUUGUAGCCCCAGCGAAUUCGGAAGUGUGAGAGUAUGCUGUUGCAAGCGGGUCCGGCGAAUACGGUUAGUAACUGUAACGAGAGAGUGAACGAUUGCCAAUACCGACAAAACGGAGUUAUGUCGAUGAGAGAUAUUACAGAGAGAACGAAAGAAUGAGUGAAGUGUUGCGAGUGCGAGUUGUGUGAAUGAAUGUUGCAAGUAGAGGAAAGAAAAAUAGAGAGAGAAAAUGCAGCUUAUUACGGCACCUAGUACUACGUAUAGGCGAAGAAUGUGAAAGAGGACAUCCUUACAUAUAUAGUAAUAUGUGUAUAUGUACGUAUCUAUCGUGUCAGAGUUUACACAUGUAUCGAUAUGUACAUAUGCACAUUAUAUAUACAUAUAUAUGUAAUAAAUAUUAUAUAUAAUAUGUAUAAAUGUCAGAGCGAGAUGAUACAACAUAUACCGAAGAAAUCUAGGAUGUAAAUGCGAAAGAGAUACGCGUUAUUUAGUCGUGUGUAUUUGUGCUCGCGCGCGAAUUUGGAUAGGUGGCUGUGAUUUAUUGCGUGCAAGUACAGAUUUAUAUGUGAGCAGUGUGGCUCGUGUAUCUACUCACACAGACACACGCAUAUUUUAUAUAUGUAUACAUACAUACAUACAUAUAUAUAUACAUAUAUGAAAUACGCGUAUCUAUUUAAGAUAGAUUAUUAAAAGAAAAGUGCAAUUCUAUGUUGACUUUGGUACAACAAAGCUAACAAAUCGAACGAAUAUUGUUAGAUUAAAAACGAGUAUUAAAAAUCCGUGUACUAAAUUUAACGUAGAAUGGUGCUGUGUACUUGAUUGGAGAAAACAUGAUAAAAAUAUAUAUUACACAAAAUAUAUUAUAGUUUUAAUCUAAAGAGGAGAUAAAAGAGAAAACAGAGGAGUCUAAGAUAGACACCAGAGUUAUGUGUAGUAAAAAAAAGAAUAUAGGACCUACGAAUGUAUCAUACGCAGCAAAAAGAGUGCAUUUCGGAUCGUGGAAUUUCGUCCUGGCUCCUAAGCCGCGCGCAUCCGCGAAAAUUGGCAUGCGAUGUGCGAGAUUGGGAAACGCGAGGUUUCCAGACAAUCUGUAUUAAUUUAUUAUCUCGUAGUAUAAAGCUACAUUGCUCCGCGGCGAAUACCACGAUUUAGUGCAAGGUAUUAUUAACGUGAGAU
This is a messenger RNA of Solenopsis invicta (red fire ant), 7035 nucleotides long. RefSeq lists its product as uncharacterized. The transcript has 7 exons. NCBI's taxonomy places the organism in Eukaryota, Metazoa, Arthropoda, Insecta, Hymenoptera, Formicidae. The record is from RefSeq and is a predicted model, not a curated record. Gene Ontology annotation, molecular function: RNA binding. The coding region runs from base 1307 to 3985 and encodes 892 amino acids.